AUGUCUCUCAGGCGGUUAUUUUCCCUCCACAAUUCACUCCAACCACAUUUUGAAAAACGUCACAAUUUUCCAAUCAUCUUCUCUAAAUCCAUCCAAGCUCUUGCUAUAAUCACCGAAAACCCACAAGCUAUCUCUAAUUUAAACUUAACCCACGACGUCGAAUGGACCCCGGGCUCAAUUUCGUACUCAAAACUACUAUCCCAAUGCUGCCAAUCAAAGUCUCUCAGUGCAGGACUACAGAUCCAUUCUCAUUUGAUCAAACUAGCAUUGGAAAAUGACCCGAAACAUCGGAACCAUUUGAUUAACUUGUAUUCUAAAUGCGGGGUUUUUGGGUCUGCACGCAAGUUGCUUGAUGAAAGUCCUGAACCGGAUAUGGUUGGUUGGUCUGCUUUGAUAUCUGGGUAUGCACAAAAUGGGUUUGGUGAUGAGGCGAUUUUGGGGUUUGUUGAAAUGCACAGGCAGGGUAUUAGGUGUAAUGAGUUUACGUUUCCUAGCGUGCUUAAGGCUUGCUCGAUGAAAAAGGAUAUUGUUGGUGGGAAGCAGAUACAUAAGAUUGUGGUUAUGACUGGUUUUGAAUCAGAUGUUUUUGUGGCGAAUACUUUGGUGGUUGUGUAUGCAAAAUGUGGUGAGUUUGUUGAUUCGAGGAGGCUUUUUGAUGAGAUUCCUGAGCGGAAUAUAGUUUCGUGGAAUGCUUUGUUUUCUUGUUACACGCAAGGUGAUUUGUUUGAAGAAGCGAUUGGGUUGUUUCAAGAUAUGGUUGGUAGUGGGAUGAGGCCAGAUGAGUUUAGUUUGUCGACUAUUAUUAAUGCUUGUACAGGUUUACAUGAUAUAAACCAAGGGAGGAAGAUUCAUGGGUAUUUGAUGAAACUUGGGUAUGGUUCUGAUCCAUUCUCGUGUAAUGCACUUGUUGAUAUGUACUCAAAAGGUGGAGAGUUUGAAGAUGCUAAAGUAGUGUUUGAGCAUAUCCCAAAACCUGAUAUUGUUUCUUGGAAUGCUGUGAUUUCUGGUUGUGUUCUUCAUGAAUACAACGAUAUGGCUUUGGACUUGAUGCUAAAGAUGAGACGGUCAGGGAUAACACCAAAUAUGUUUACAUUUUCUAGUGUUCUUAAAGCUUGCUCUGGAUUAGUUCGCCAAGAUUUAGGCCAACAGUUUCAUUCCGUUUUGAUAAAGUCUGACAUAGAAUUGGAUGCAUAUCUUUGUUGUGGACUUAUAGACAUAUAUUCCAAAUGUGGUGAAAUGGAUGAUGCUACAAAGGUAUAUAAUCUGAUGCCAGAAAAAGAGUUGAUUGCACUAAAUGCUCUGUUAUGUGGACACACACAGAACAAUAAUGACAUUGAAGCUCUAUCAAUUUUCACAGAGAAAUAUAGGGAUGGAAUUGGAUUUAAUGAGACCACUUUACUUGCAAUACUCAAUGCUGCAGCCAGUUUGCAAGAUAUUAAUGUUAGUGAACAGAUUCAUGGGCUUUCUUUAAAAACAGGAUACCAGUCUGACCCUUUUGUCAUAAACAGUCUCGUGGAUUCAUAUGCAAAAUGUGGUUAUGUUGAGAAAGCAACAGCGGUUUUUGAUGAAUCACCUGUUGGGGAUUUAGCAACUUUUACAUCUUUGAUAUCCGCUUAUGCUCAAUCAGGUCAUGGUGAAGAAGCUAUAAAACUUUACUUAAAAAUGCAAAAUUUGGAGCUUAAACCAGAUUCAUUCAUCUGUAGUUCUCUUCUAAAUACUUCAGCCAGUCUAUCUGCUUACGAACAAGGUAAGCAAAUCCACGUUCAUACCUUAAAGUUUGGACUUUUGUCCGACACUUUUACUGCCAAUUCUCUUGUCAACAUGUAUGCAAGGUGCGGAAGUAUAGAUGAUGCAAGUCGUGCAUUCGCUGAGCUUCCAGAAAAGAGUAUAGUGUCGUGGUCAGCAAUGAUUGGAGGACUUGCUCAACAUGGGCAUGGGAAAGAAGCCCUUUCUUUGUUUGAUGAUAUGCUAAAAGACGGUGUCACUCCUAACAAUGUCACUCUAGUUAGUGUCCUAUGUGCAUGUAACCAUGCCGGGCUGGUGACUCAAGCAAAAAGAUACUUUGAAUUAAUGGAGGGUGUAUAUGGAAUUAAACGGACACAAGAGCAUUAUGCUUGCAUGGUUGAUAUUCUUGGCCGUGCUGGGAAAUUAGACGAGGCAAUGGAUCUUGUAAAUAAGAUGCCAUUUGAGGCUAAUGCUUCUGUUUGGGGGGCACUUCUUGGUGCUGCCAAAACACAUAAAAAUGUUGACCUUGGUCAAAGAGCUUUCCAUGAGUUGAUGCUUAUUCAACCAGAGAAAUCAGGAACUCAUGUUCUUCUUGCAAAUAUAUAUGCCUCUGUUGGUUUGUGGGAAAACGUUAUAGACAUAAGGAGGUUUAUGAAACAUGGUAAGGUAAAGAAGGAGCCUGGUAUGAGUUGGCUUGAAAUUAAAGAUAAGGUAUACACGUUCAUAGUAGAAGAUAGAAGUCAUUCGAUGACCAAGGAAAUAUAUACAAAACUGAACGAAUUAUUGGAGUUAGUUGGUGAAGAAGGGUAUGUUCCUGAUUUAGACAAUGAUUUCCACAACGUUGAAAGAAGUGAAAAGGAGCGUCUUUUGUCCUUUCAUAGUGAGAAACUUGCAGUUGCUUUUGGGCUUAUAUCCACGCCUCCAAAAGCUCCUAUAAGGGUGAAAAAAAAUCUUCGAAUCUGCAAAGACUGCCAUAAAUUUUUCAAAUAUGUUAGUAAAGUUGUCAAAAGAGAGAUAAUUAUCAGAGACAUCAUGAGAUUCCAUCAUUUCAGAGAUGGAUCUUGUUCUUGUGGGGAUUAUUGGUAAAUUUUUCACAAACCUUACCUAUUUCUUAAGAGAAUCUGGCCCCCUCCGCUAAUGGUUAAUUACGGAUCAGGAAAAAACACAUCCCCUGGAUAUGGUUGUGCAGGGGUUUGCUUAUUUUAUUUUCUAUUCUUAUAUAUCAGGUGAUCAUUCCAAGUAGAGGGGAGUUGACGAUGUGACAUCCUGGGAUGGUUGUUUGAGGGUGACCUCUUUUUAUCUACUUAUGGUACACAAUGAUGAUGCAAAUCUCUAUUUGAUGAGAAGUGCAAGUUUUCCAUGGUAGUUGAAAGUUGCCAUAUGGGCAGCUCAGGUAACAAAUCAAAAUGUAUUUGGAUAGUCAGAUCUAACUUGUAAAUUAUGUAUUGGCUAGAUUGGCCCCUAACACUUUUGUCUGCAUUUUUUUGAAGGUAUUUAAUAAAUCAUUAUUGUGUCAAA
This is a messenger RNA of Erigeron canadensis, 3243 nucleotides long. RefSeq names its product pentatricopeptide repeat-containing protein At4g14850-like. The record is from RefSeq and is a predicted model, not a curated record. The transcript has a single exon. The coding region runs from base 1 to 2811 and encodes 936 amino acids. Gene Ontology annotation, molecular function: protein binding; zinc ion binding; RNA binding. Gene Ontology annotation, biological process: RNA modification. NCBI's taxonomy places the organism in Eukaryota, Viridiplantae, Streptophyta, Magnoliopsida, Asterales, Asteraceae.